AUGAGCCAGAUUGCCGAUGAGCACGGCAAUGGGACAUUCAAACUCACGACAAGGCAGACCUUCCAGUUCCAUGGGGUCAUCAAGCGUCAUCUGAAGCCAAGCAUCCAGGCUAUUAACAGGGCGUUGUUGGAUACGAUUGCGCAUGUGGAGAUAAAUGUGUUGUGUUCAUCUUUGCCUACUUUGAGCCAUCUUCACGGCCAGGUUUACCAGUUUGCCAAGAAUCUUAGUGAGAGUCUGCUGCCGCGCACGAGUGCCUAUCACGAGAUCUGGCUUGACAAGAAAUUGGUCGCUGGGGAAGCGGUCAAAGAUUUUGAACCCCUCUAUGGAAAAUACUACCUUCCUCGCAAGUUUAAGAUCGCAGUUGCUGUUCCUCCUGAAAACGAUGUCGACAUUUUUGCUAACGAUCUCGGAUUCAUUGCUAUCGCGUCGCCCGAAGGAGCUUUGAUCGGGGCCGCAGAUGUUAUCGGUUUCUGUACGCCUGAGCAGGCACUAGAUGUAGCGAGAGAGGUACUCAUCGUCCAAAGGGACAAUGGCAACAGGAAGGACCGUAAGAACGCUCGGCUCAAGUACACUAUCGAUCGCAUGGGGCUGGACAAGUUCAAAGAAGCUGUUGAAACCCGCCUUGGGUGGACCCUUGCUCCCCAAGACCAUACGAGUUCACUGCUAACGUGGACAAACGAGCCUGGAAAGGCCUUCAAGACUGGGCUUCAAGCUAUCGCCAAGGCGCAUAAGGGUACCUUUAGGUUGACGUGCAAUCAGCAUUUGAUUCUGAGUGACGUCACGGACGACAAGCUCGAUGAGAUGAAAGCACUACUCAAGGAGCAUGGGUUAGACAACCUGGAUUUCUCGGACUCAGGCUUUCGAGUUCGGCAUGUGUCGCAUUCCCAACAUUACCUACCCGUCCUAAUCGACAAGGUUGAACAGAUCUGUGAGGAGAGUGGCCUGAGGAACGAUUCGAUCGUUAUGCGUAUGACUGGGUGCCCGAAUGGAUGCGCACGACCUUACCUAGCCGAGGUUGCGUUCGUGGGCAAAGCGCCCGGGUCGUAUGUCAUGCUCCUAGGAGGAGGGUAUCACGGUCAGCGACUCAACAAGAUCUACCGAGAAACCGUGAGCGAACCAGAGAUUCUUGCUAUUCUUGGUCCUAUGAUCAAACGCUAUGCUCUUGAGCGCCAUGAGGGAGAGCGAUUUGGCGAUUUUGUUAUUCGGGCAGGAUACAUCUCCGCUACAACUUCUGGCAAGGAGUGGUACGAGGGCAUGGGGGGUGAAGGCGAGCACAGGUGGUGA
This is a messenger RNA of Rhizoctonia solani, 1284 nucleotides long. Its product is annotated as sulfite reductase subunit beta. The transcript is spliced from 8 exons. Bases 1 to 1284 code for a protein of 427 amino acids. Gene Ontology annotation, cellular component: sulfite reductase complex (NADPH). Gene Ontology annotation, molecular function: iron-sulfur cluster binding; heme binding; sulfite reductase (ferredoxin) activity. NCBI's taxonomy places the organism in Eukaryota, Fungi, Basidiomycota, Agaricomycetes, Cantharellales, Ceratobasidiaceae. Gene Ontology annotation, biological process: sulfate assimilation. The record is from RefSeq and is a predicted model, not a curated record.